GUGAUCCGUCAUAGUGGUUUUAUUAACACUGCUCAACAGACGCUAGGUAGUACUCGUUCUGCGUGCGGGCCAGUGCAAUCGAGCGCGCGGCGCACGGCGGUGUGCGCCUGCGCAACUCCUCACUUUUAUCGCGUAAUAGAUAACUGCUCACUUGCAUUGUUAUUAUGUUUUUACAUUCGUUAAAUAAACGCGAUAAGAUUAAAAGUUCCUGGUCGUGUUUAUAACAGAUAAAUAUAUUACGUUUGAUUUUAAAAAAUGAUAACAUUUUUUUUCUAUAAAUAACGGCGUGGUGAGACUUAAAAACAUUGUGUUUUGUUUUUAUUGUGCUUAUGACGCGGGCGUCAAUAAUUAUCAUAGUGGUAUUGUAUAUAUUCAACACCUCAAAAUAAUUGACGUAUGUAUUAAAUUGUGUCGAAACCUUUUAUAGCGUGCAGUGUGAGAGCGCUGACGAGUGACAUCACAUGCGAGACGGCCGCCGGGGUUCAGUAAUUACAUAUAUGACUCAGCUCCCUAAAUCAUUUCUAUAAGAUUUGGAAGGCGCUCAGAUAUUGUGGUGUCUACGUUUUGGUUUUGAGUGCCCUCUAAAAUAAAAAGUGAUGGCGGCGGUAUGGUUGGUGGUAUUGGCGGUAGUGGCGGCGCUGUACGCGUUGGGCUCGCAGCGGCAUGGCUACUGGCGCGUGCGUCGGGUGUUGCAUGACACGCCACUGCCCUUCCUCGGCAACAACGCGCCCGUUUACCUGUUCCGGCGCACCGUCACACAGCUCGCUGACGACCUUUAUCACAAGUACUCCUCCGCAAAAGUUAUCGGCUUCUACCGUGCUUCGCGUCCUGAGCUCAUCAUUAAAGAUCCGGCUAUUAUAAAACGCGUUCUGACCACAGAUUUUGCUUGUUUUCACCCCCGCGGCUUGAACCCUAACAAGCAGGUGAUAGAGCCGCUGUUGCGGAAUUUGUUCUUUGCGGACGGAGACUUGUGGCGUUUGCUGCGGCAGCGCAUGACGCCGGCGUUUACAAGCGGCAAGUUGCGCGCUAUGUUCCCGUUGGUGGUGGCGCGCGCCGAGCGGCUGCAGACGCGGCUGGCGCACUCCGUCGGCCACCCUCAGGACGCGCGCGACCUCAUGGCGCGCUACACCAUCGAUUUUAUCGGUGCCUGCGGCUUCGGGCUUGAUGUCGAUGCACUAAAUGACGACGAUUCCGCCUUUAGAAAAUUAGGUGAUAAUAUUUUCAAAAUAGGACCCAGAGAAGCUGUACUAAUAGUGUUAAAGGAAGUGUUUCCGGAGACUUUCAAAAAUUUCAAGUAUUUACCUAAACUAGAGGCCGAAAUAAGAGAAAUGCUUCAUACUAUACUGAAGCAGAGGAACUAUGAACCUGUGGGCCGACACGAUUUUAUAGAUUUGUUACUGGAGUGCAAGAAGAAGGGCAUCAUGACUGGGGAGUCGAUGGAAAGAGUAAGAUCAGACGGCACAGCCGAUGUAGUCGCCGUGGAGUUCGACGAGGACUUGAUGGUGGCACAGGUCUUCGCUUUCUUUGUGGGCGGAUUUGACACGUCGUCGACAGUGACCAGCUACGCGCUGCACCAGCUUGCAUACCACCCGGACGAGCAAGCACGGGUUCAGCAAGAGAUAGACCAAGCUCUCGCCAAACACAAUAAUCAAUUGUGCUACGACGCUCUUAAAGACAUGACUUACCUAGAGUGUGCGUUAAAGGAAGCAAUGCCUAUGUUCCCGCCGCUGGGUUUCUUGAUGCGGCAGAGCGCGCACCCGUAUACAUUUCCUGAGCUGGGGCUGAGCAUCGACGCCGGGGUGAGCGUGCUGAUCCCGGUGCACUCGUUGCACCACGACCCCCGUCACUUUCCGGAGCCGUUGGAGUUCCGGCCAGAGCGGUUCCUCAACCCGGAACAUGACAAGUUUGUGUAUCUGCCAUUUGGCGAAGGUCCUCGGGCAUGUGUUGGCUUGCGACUGGGACUGAUGCAGUCGCUGGCAGGGCUGGCGGCGGUGCUGGCGCGGUUCUCGGUGCAGCCGGCGCCGGCCUCCGUGCGCCGCCCGGUGGCCAGCACCGGCGCCGGCCUCACGCAGGCCGUCAAGGGUGGACUGCCGCUGAUAUUCCGCGAGAGACAGCGCUGAGCGUCACUCGCCGCCGCCGCCCGCGCCGCGACCUUCACACGAGACCGGUCGGGAGGUAUUAUUAAACCGUUUGUUGUAAACAUCCGUAACGUGCACUUUUUAUCAACGUGGGAGAUUAAAAACAAAAGCAAAAAAAUGUGAGUCUGUUUCGCAAUAGCGCAAUAUGUCCUCAUAUUUAUAUAAUAUAAGUACAUAAGAAACACAUUAUUAUCAAACUAGGUUUUCCUUGCGUCGUGACCCGCGUGAAAGAGUUUUCCGGGAUAAAAUUCCCACUAUAUAAUUUUCUGGAAUACAAAGUAGUCUAUAUUAUUCUUCUCAGGGUUUCAAACUAUCUCCAUAUAAAAUUUCAUCGAAAUCUAUUGGGUAGUUUUUGACUUUAUCGCGUUCAGACAGACAUAUGCGGCGGGGGACUUUGUUUUAUUUUAUACUAUAUUUUUAAGAACUUUGUACGAAAACAAUUCCAUCACACAUGUUUGUUACGUAAACGAUUAAAGGCUCCAAAAGGAAUCAAUUUUCCCCGUUUUAGCUACAUUUUAAUUAAUGUUUUGCUGUGUAAUUAAAAAUGUGAUAUUCCAUAUAACCUAUAAACUUCCUUGAUAAAUGGGCUUUACAACACUAAA
This is a messenger RNA of Manduca sexta (tobacco hornworm), 2740 nucleotides long. RefSeq names its product probable cytochrome P450 6a18. The record is from RefSeq and is a predicted model, not a curated record. The coding region runs from base 597 to 2120 and encodes 507 amino acids. The transcript is spliced from 2 exons. Gene Ontology annotation, molecular function: monooxygenase activity; oxidoreductase activity, acting on paired donors, with incorporation or reduction of molecular oxygen; iron ion binding. NCBI's taxonomy places the organism in Eukaryota, Metazoa, Arthropoda, Insecta, Lepidoptera, Sphingidae.